Penicillium argentinense is the source of this 1005-nucleotide messenger RNA. RefSeq lists its product as uncharacterized. The record is from RefSeq and is a predicted model, not a curated record. Lineage: Eukaryota; Fungi; Ascomycota; Eurotiomycetes; Eurotiales; Aspergillaceae. The coding region runs from base 1 to 1005 and encodes 334 amino acids. The transcript has a single exon.
AUGGAGCAGGUAUCGCACCGCCAGUUGUUCAAUACAUCAUGGACCAUUCAUCGUCUUUCUCCUCUCCACCACGGGAAGGACUGCGAGACCCUCCUCGACAACCAAGCCGCGUUGAAGGUUUAUGCAGCGCGAUUACGCGACCAACUCACCGGCGACAUCCUCGCUGGACUUCAUUCCAGCGCAACUACAGCAGAGGAUGAUGCGCUCUCAAAAACAGGCGCGUUACGAAGAUGCCAUUGGCUUCCUAUCUCCACGGAGUCUUCUGCAGGACGCGCUACCUUUCCCGGAAUUCUGGUGACGCUGGAAUAUGAGAACAUCAUCUAUAAAGCGGCUCUCCUUGCGGAUCCGAAUAAUACUUCUGGAUUGAAUGAACGUGAAGGGUCUACGUUUCUACCGCUGCUGUUGACAAGGUUCCCAAAUGCCUUGCGACAGACCUUCAUUUCGUUCUUGUCGGCCAAUUUCGACACCUACUGCUCGACUCUGCGUCUCCCAUCUAACUUCCUGUGUACGGGUAUGGAGACGUUUAUUGAUGAGCUACGAGGGUUUGCUUCUCAAUCUACUGCGAAUGCCAUUAUCGAAGAUACGAUCAAGGAGCUCCAGCUUACGCUUGCAUUUUCGCCACCCAUUGCGCCAGCGCUGAGGUCUUUGAACAUUGGCAUUUCUCGGAACUCCUUGAUCGAUUUUUUGCGCGACGGUGUGGGGAAGUCCAAAGGAAAACAGAAAGCACGCAGCCCGUUAAUCUCAAAUCUGACGGCUUAUUUGGAGAAGCACUUGGCGAUGAAAUUGGACUCGGAUGGCUCAGCCGGGAACGAGGUGGCCAAACAUGUCCGGUUAUCGAAGGUUGCGUGUGCUGCUUUCGUGCUGGGAGGGGAAGGACGUAUGAAACUGGUUGUUGCUGAACAGCCCGAGGAUGAUGAGGAGAUUCUACCUGCUCAGCGGGCGAGUGAGACUUUGCUCCUUGCAGCGAUCCGCAAGGCCGUUAUUGGAGACCAGGCUGCGACAUGA